AUGUUAAAAGAAAUAAUUUUAAGUAAUGAUUCUUGUGAAGACAAAUGUAUAAAAAUUUUAGAUAAAUUAGAAAACGGAGAUUUUUUAGAUAUUUUACUUAAGCCUGAAAACUUUAUUAAUGAUUUGUUACCCUUUUGUAUAAGAGUUUUGAAAUCUUACACUUCUAUAUUAGAAGACGAUAAUUCUGAUUUAAAUAAUUGUCGUACAUUGGUGCUUAAAAUUCUAAAUCGUAUACAACUAGAUAAUGUUAUUCUAGAUGAAAUAAUUGAACUUUUAAAUAUUGCUUUAGAAAAAGAUAAUAUUUCAAAUAUAAUUUUAAUUAUCAGAUUUUUUGGUUCAAAUAUUCGAUGUAUAAAUUUUAAUGAGCAGGUAUUAGAAAAUCACUUAAGCAUUAUAUUGUAUCUAGUAAAUAGCUUAUUUAAUAGAUUAGAAACAUUUGAUAUUGAUAUUAUUAGUAAUUGUUUAAGGUGUCUAACGGAGCUUUUUAUUUAUUUAUUCGAAUUAAAUAAUAACUAUUCUAGUGCAAGUAACAGAAUUGACAUAAUUAUCUUUAGAUGUGUAAAUUUCUAUAUUUCGUAUCUAGACAAAAGAAAUGUAAUGGAGUUAAUUGGUUUUAAUAAGGAUAUAACAAUACUUUUAAUUUCUUCUAUUACAAAAUUAAUUAAGCUUAUUGCUAAUACAAUAAUUUUUAUUUCAAAAAAUGAAAAUUUUAGUAUUUUGAUACUGGAACUUGUAAAAUUUGCUGCCUUUUAUUGUCCAAUUGAUGCCGAAGGAUUAAAGUUAGAACUUUUACGUAGUUUUUUUAAAAUUAUUCUAAAGUCUAGAGAAGUAUUUAUUUCUAAAAUCCAAGAGUUUUUUGAUUUAAGAUUUUUUUAUAGUCCUGAAACACAUAAUGUUAAUAUUAAAGGCCUUAUAGGGCUAACAGAUACAUUACUUGCAUUUAAUGAUAAUUUUUUUGCUAGAACUUUCUAUGACUUAUUUUACAGAACAGAAGAAAUUUUGUAUACAAGUAUAUCAUCGAUAAAAUUGUAUUUGGAAACAAACAAAAAUAUUCUUGCAGAUAGUAAUCUGUUAAAUAAUGUUGAUGUUAAUUUUUUAUUUUUAAAUAAAGAUGCAGAAUCUAAUAUUUGCAUAAGAUUUCAUUUGGAAAUUGUUAAAGAAGUUUUAAAUUGUAUAAAUAAGCAAAUGUUUUGUGUUUUUAAUUCAAGAAUUCAGCGAUUUGAACAAGUUGAUUUGUUUUAUAGAGCAUUUGUAUCUGUAAUAAAAGUGAUUAAUCUUAUUGAAAAAGUUAAAAGAGACAAUAAUUAUAACAGUCUUUGUAAAGAAAUUUUUAUUAUUUCAGGAAUAUUUUUUAGAGAUUUAACAAGUAAAAUGACCGAAUUUUUUAGAUUAAAUUUAGAAUCACUCGUUCUUUCAGUUUUUAAACGCGAAGAUUUUUUUUGGUUAUUUGGUGCAGCAUUAAAAUUAAUUUUAGAUUUGGAAAUAGAAGAUGACGAACUGUAUUUGAUUGAUGACUUUUUUUCAGUGUUUUUUAUUCCAGUGGAAUAUUUACUUAAUGAUCUUAACAAUAAUUUUUCGAGGCAGAUUGUUCUGUAUGCUUGUGAAAGAAUUUGCUUUUUUGAGAUUGUAAAAAAAAUGUGUUCUGAAACAAUUAAUCAAUAUUUUGGAUUUCGUAAAUAUAUUGAACUUCUUAAAGAUCUAUUGACUUGUGACUUUAUAGAUGUUAAUUGGAAAAAUUAUCGUAAUUUUUUAACUACAGACGAUGAAAAGUUAUUAGAAAUGCGAAGCAAAAGACUAAAUAACAAUUGUAAUUAUUAUAACUUAUACUUUACAAUAAUUAUGAAUAGAUUUUGUAUUAAUCCAUUUGGUGUAAGUCAUAAUGAAUUUUCUUCUUUAAUGGAAUGUCUUGAUAUUUUAGUCAAGUCAGACGAAACUGGGUUGCACGAAAUAUUAUUGUUGUGUUUUGAAAGUUUCAAUAAUAUCAAAGAAUAUGAAAAUAAUCUCCAAAUGCACUUUUUUAAAAAUUUUAAGAAUUACGCCGAAAGAUUUAAUUUUUUAUAUCAAAAGCACAAAAAUGUUUUAUAUUUGAAUUUAGUCUUUUCAAUACCUAUUCAGUUAAAUAUUAUAAUUGAUGAUUGGGAAGUACUUAUUCAACCUAUAAUUGAUUGUUUGAAAAGUAAUAAUAAUAUUGGUAUUAAGGCACUGGGUUAUUUGCAUUAUCUUAUCGAUAACUCAAAACAGGAUUUUUUUAAGAAUAAGAAUAAUUCUAUGUUUAUUGAAAUGUUUAAAGAGAUAAGGCUGGCGUUGACAAAUCCUAAGUUUGGUACACAUGCAGCACAAAUAUUUGGAAGGCUUAAGAGUUUUCACAAAGUGUAUUUAUAUAAUGAUAUAUUAUUUGAAGACAGGUCUUUUCUUAAAAAUCAAAUGUAUGCUAAAACAAUGAGCAAUAGUUAUUUGCGAUAUGAUACCGACAAAACGAAUUUUGAUACCGGCAGUUUGCUUUUAUCUGUAAAUGAUUUAUAUAUUCGUAUAUUAUCAUAUUUUAGAGGAGAUUACACGUAUUCAGGUAGUACAAGGAUUCUUAAUAAUAAUCACUUGGUCUCUUUUAAACUUUUUAAAGGAAAAGAAUUAAAUAAUGAUAGGCAAACAGAAGCAGCUUUUGAACUUCUUGCAGGAAUUUUAUAUUCUAUUUUAGGAUUUGCAGAUUUUGCAAAACAUAAAAUUAGUGAUCGAAUGUUGACUUGGUGGGGAGAAUUGCAUAAAACAUCUAAAUUUAUUUUAGAAGAUUUGCCGGAAACUAAUGACGAUCUUUUUUUAUCCGAUAUUAAUAAUUCUUCUUAUUUUCAUCAACUUAAAAAAUCUCAAUAUAUCUAUGAUGCAAUACAAGCUUUAUAUGCUUGUGAAAAUACUAUUGUUGAAACAAAAGCUUUGACAUUACUAAAAUGUAUUUCUGAGGUUGUUAUAAAUUAUUGGGUAAGUAGAAGACUUAAAUUUGCAACAGAUCAGCUAAGAAUCUAUUUUAAUCAUUUAACAUUAUGUAAAGCUUAUCUUGAAGGAUUUGAAUUUUCAGAAAAUAAUAUGCCUACAAUUAUGCUGCAUGAUAUUCUAACUAGAAGUAUAAAAAUGGCAGGAUCAAUCGAAAAUUUUUUAAAAUUGGGAAUUUUGCAAUUUUUUUACAAACAGUUAAGCAAUUUAUGUAAUUCUUCUAAUGUAAGAAAAAUUAAAGCAGGAUGUUAUGGAAUUUGUGGACUUUUGGUUUGGGAUGAAUUGCCAUUUUUUUGGAUUCAAAAAGAACUAUUUUCUAUAAUUAGUAAUAUUUUAUUAUACAUUCAACAUAGUGAUGGGAUUUUUGAAAAUAUUGUGGCUACUAUAAGUUUUUUAUGGGAUAUACUUGUUUUAAUGGAUAUUGAUAACUGUGCAAAGAUACUUUCUACGGCAUUUAUUAAUUGUUUGUUGAGUAAAAAUUAUCAUGAAAGAGGAUUUUCAAAAAAGUGCUUAGCUUUGUUUAAAAGAAAAUUUGAUUAUAAAAACGUAUUUGCAACUCACUAUGAAACUGUUGUCUCAUUUUUAAAAGAUAAUUCAAUAAGAAAUGACAGCCAAAGUUUGUUUAUAAGAAUCGAUGUAUUUAUUUUUAUUAUAAAAAUAUUCCCGAGAUUUUUAAGUAAAACAGAAAUUAAGGCAUUUGUAAAAUUUUACUUUUAUUAUCUAAAAAAAUUGGGUUUUUUAGUGAUUCCACCAAAUCCCUUCUUCGAAACGGAUGUGAAAAAAAUUUAUGCCGAUAAAGUUCUUAGAUCACAAGCUACUAUUUUAAACAGUCCAGAUUUUAUUUUUGAAAUUUAUUACCAGAAUGAAAGAAAUAAGAAUUACAAUCGAUAUCUUAAAUACGAGAUCCUUUUUUUAUAUUUAGCUUACUGUUCAAAUAAAAAUAAUGCGAAAUUGGCAUUCGAUGUCAUUUUCUACACGCUACCAAGUGGAUACAUUUUCCCUUUUAAGAGAUUUGAAAAAAUAAAUUUUAAUUUGAUAGAAGAUAUACUAAAAAUAAAAUAUGAAGAAUGCAUAUCUGAGUUAUUGACUGUUAACACCAUAAAAAAAAUGAUUUGUAUAUUUUUAUUAUUAAAUAAUUUUACUGAUGAGAGACUGGUUGCAUUUAUUCAGAAGAUUUUUUUAGAAUUUAGAAAUCAUAUUGAACUUUCGUUAAUUGCAGAUUCUGAAAAUAAUUCAAUUUUGGUCAAAACUUUUGAGCUAAGUCUUAUGUAUCCACAUCAAGAACUAUUGUAUGAUAAAAUUAUUUUAAUGAUUUAUACUCUAUUGUAUGAUUUUUCUAAAUCAUAUGUAGCUAAAAUUGAGGAUCGCAUGUUAAAUUAUCUUGAAAAAUACUUUAAUUAUACAUAUCCUUUUAUAAUUUUAAAUAUUACUAAUUUGUCAAUUUUGGAGUUAGCAAAAAAAUUAUUUUGUAGGUCACAUUCAUUUAAAAAUUUUGUAUGUAAUUUAGGAGUGUCAAGUAAAAGAUUAGGACUUACAAAUUGUAAUUCAAUAGAAGAAGACGAAAUAUAUACAAUUAUAAAGACAUUGGAUUUUAAGAAUAAUGAUGAUUUAUUUAAGGGAAUUAAUUUACUAAAUUUUUUAAGGCUAAUUAAAUAUUCUGUAACUGAAAGUCAAAUUCAAUUAGCUCUUUUGAUUCAUGCAGAACUUAAAAAAAAGAAUAAAACAUCAAGCGAUCUUACAGAAUAUUUUUAUUAUUCUAUAAAUUAUUUUAGUGCUGAUGAUUUUGAAGUUCUUUUUAAGAUUGAUCCUAUGUUUAGAAUUUACAACUCAAUAAAAGUUAAGACUUUUACACAUUUAAAAAAUAAAUCUAUAAUGGCUUGUUUACUUAAGAGUAUUUCUAGAAGCGAAGUUGAAAAUUAUGAUAAAUUAAUAGAUUAUUUUGGAGAACAUUCAUGGAUGUUAAUAGAAUUAUUUGUUCAAGAAGGUGUUAAUAGUCCCAGCAUGAUAGAAUAUUGUAAAAAUAAUAUUUCUAAUCUAAACAUAAGAUCUUAUAUUUUGUUUUAUUUAUCAACUUAUGAGCCUUUGCCUAAAUAUUUUGAUUUGCUUUUAAAUCUUUCAUUUGAAGAAAGAAAGUACACCUUGCAGUCGUUAAUAAAAAUUGUAGAAAAAUUUAACCAAUUUGAAAAAGAAAUAUUAGAUUAUCUUAAAAAGGAUUCAAAUUAUCUUGCAAAUGUGUUUAUAUUAUAUCCUUUAUUAGUUCAAAAGCCAGAAUUAUUGACCUUAAAAAUAUGUCAAGAGUUGUUGCUUGUGAUGCGCAGAUUUUUUCAUACAAAUACCAAAUUUUACUACACACUUGGUGCAAGUUUAUUUAAAACGAUUUGCGAUUUUUAUAUAAAAAAUUCUUAUAAUAUUUUCGAAAAUGAGACAUUAGUAGAUUGUUAUACAUUUAUAUUUAUAGUUUAUUUAGAUUGUGCUAAAACAAAGUCUUUAGUUAGGAAAUUUUUGUCUGAUGUAAUAGGAGAAUAUGAUUUUACUAUUAAUUUUUCAAUCUUAAAUUUAGCGAAUGCAGAUAGUAAAAAAUUAUUUUUGUUUUUAGAUAGUGAAAUCACUAAGGAACAUAGUAAUUCAAAUAAAAAUCGGAAAUAUUUACGCAAUUUUGUAGAUAUUUGCUUCAUUGCAAAAAAAGAUGACUUGCCAAAUUUAAUACUGACUAGAAAAAUGUUUGAACUUCUUGAUGAUUAUAAAUUAGAUGAAAACAAAAUAUAUUUAAAACAAACUGUUAUGAGUUUUAUUGAGUAUUUAUUAGAUUCUAAACAAAGUUUGAAUGAAUAUGAAGAAUUAAUAUUUAAAGCAUUUAAAGAUGAAUUAGUUAAGCAGCCUUUAACGCCAAGUUUAACUUCUAAGGACAAUAGAUCAGCACUAUUCAAUCGAAAUAUCGCAGACAAAAAGUCGGAUUACAUGUUUAAUAAAAUUUUAGAAUUGGUUCUCAAAAAGAUUACUGUACAAGAUAAUUUGCCUUUUCUAUUUAAAUUAUUAGAAAUGUAUAGAAAUAAUGAUCUAAAUUUAUCUGAAUCUAUACUAACUAUACUUCAUUCGGAAGUGUCUUAUAAUGAUAUUAUUACGUUUUUUUCUAUAAUUUUCAACAAACAAAAAGAUGGAAUUUUUCUUAUUUCAAAGAAAGAUUUAUUGCGUUGUGCAUUGAACUUUUUUAAUUCUAAUAACAAUUCAAAAUCACAGAAUUUAAGCAGUCUUACCGAAAUAUUUUUUGCGGGGCUUGUUAAUGAAGACGAAGAUUUAAGACGAAUGUAUUUUCAGGAAUUUAAUAAAAUGAUGAUAAAAAAUGUAAACACUCGCUUUAUUGAACUUUUAAAUUUGGACUGGACAUUGGUUGAUGAAUCUUAUAUUCCGUAUAUUUUUAAUAGGAUGUUAUUAUAUUGUUUAAAUGAUGUUGGAAUUACUUCAUUUAGACUUUUUGAUUUGGGGAUUUGUAAGGCUGCAUUUUUUUAUAAUAGCGCAGAUAAACAAGUGCAAUUUGACUUUCACGAAGGUGUAUUUGAAAGGUAUAUAAAAGAGAUUAUUGACAAUUUUCAAGAUUUUAUAAGGAAAUAUGCACCAUCUGAAUUUAAAGAACAUUUAAUGUCUUUUAAUUAUUAUUCUUAUGAUGCUAGUAUCAAUUUAAUGGAGUCUAUAAUUAUGGAACUUAAUAUUUUAACAAAUCUAGAUGAUAUUGCAAUGAAGAUAUUUAAUUUAGUAUCUUCCCUUAAGUUUAGUGAAAAGAUAUCAUUAAUAUUUUUAAAACUUUUAGAUAAGAAUAAGUAUUUAGACAGUAGUGAGAACUUUGAAAAAGUGCGUAAAUUUCUAAGAAAUGGUCCUGAUUGUUGGAGUUAUUUAGCAAAUCAUCACACUAUAAAAAGUUAUUUUGAUAUGAAAUGGAAAGAUUAUUAUUAUGGAUCUAUUAGAAUUUAUUCAAAAUUACCUGAAACAUCCGGGGCAACAAUUUUACAUCAGCUUGGAAAUAUUAAAGAAGCCCAACAAGAAUAUGAAAAAAUACAGACUAAAGCAAUUGAAAGUAAAAUAUCAUUUUUUGAAGAUGAGUUUGAUUUAAUUUUAGAUGGGUGGAUUGAAUGUGCAAAGGAAUUACAACAGUGGGAUCUUACACAGCAUAUUGGGAAAGAAAAAAAAGACAAUUUAUUAAUAGCAGAUUCGAUAUUUUAUUUGAAAAAUUUCAACCUACAAACAGAAAGAGAAGCAUUUAUUCAAUUAAUUAUUCAGCAUAAAAAGGAGAAAGUGCUUGAUAUUGACUGGUUGUUUUAUGAACUAUUUGUUGUGUUGUAUAAUAAAUUUGAUGUAGAUAAGGCAAUUGCAUUAAUUAAGGAAAUUAAUAAGAAGAUUGUAUUUGGUCCUAAUGUUAUAUGGUAUGAUAACUUUUAUUUAGUUUUUUUACAAAUUAUUUUUGAAAUGCAUGAUGUAUCUUUUAUUUUUAAUAAUACAUUAGAGAGUACUGAAAAAAUUAAUUCAAUACUUUACAGAUGGGAAGAACGUGACUUGGAUUUUGAAAAUGAUUUUAUUAAUUUACUUCGAUUUAGUGCCUGGAGGAAACAUGCAUAUCGUAAAAUUGAAGAUUUUAGCAAUGAACUUAAAUUUAAUGACUUAAGUAUUAAGGAUGUUGAUAUUUGUGGAAUUGUUAAUAAAAAUAAAGAAUAUACAGAAUCUAUUAAACAAUUGAAAAAGGAAAUGUACUUUAAGGGAAAUAAUGGAUUGGGAAAAUAUAGUAACUAUUUAGGGUUUGCAUCUUUUAGAAACAGAUUUUAUGAUAAUGCACUUUUUAGUUUUAAAAGUGUAUUUGAUCUUCCUAGUAUUAAAGUUAUAGAUGCAUAUCAUAAAGUAGUUAAUGAAUUAUUAUGUUUUUAUGAAAUGAAAGAAUAUAAAAUAGGAUAUGAUAUGGCAAAUACAACAAAUAUAAGUCAUUUUUUAGAUGAUCAAAGUAGUAAUUUGUUUAGAAUAAGAGGAAUGUUUAGUGAGAAAUUGGGAUUGUAUGAAGAUGCAGAGAAGUUAUAUUUUAAAGCAAUACAUUUAAGUAAUAUUGGAGUUAAUUAUUAUUGUUAUGUUAAAUUAUUGUUAAAAAAACCUUAUAUAAAAUUAGGUAAUUUUAAUAAUGAUUCUAGUUCACCUCCAAAAUUUUUAGAUGAAGAAAUAAUAUUCUCCAUUUUAAUGGGGCUUUCCUGUUCUGAUCAGGAAAAAUCUUAUAAUUUAAUGUUAUGUUUUAUUUAUUACGUAGGUACAAAAGAUAUUAAUAUAGAUAUGGAAGUCUAUAAAAAUCUUAUAGAAAAUUGCAAUGUGAAUUCUUUUGUGUUUUUUAUAUCUAAGAUUAUUGAUCUUUUAGCUACAAAUAAUUAUUUUUUAGUUGAUCCAAUUAUAAAAAAAAUUUGUAAGGUUUAUCUACAUCCUCUAUUUCGGCCAUUAUAUAUUUUUUUAGAAAAAUAUAGUAAAGAUUCUGAUAAAACAAUUUACAACAGAGGACAGAAACUGCUUAAUGAAUUAAGUAGUAUAUCAAAAAUUGAUGAUAUGAUAUCUACUUUGUUAAGGUUAAAUAAUAUUUUUGAUUCUGUUGCAUCAAAAAGUGAAUACGUUUUUUUGCGAAAUAUUGAAGAUCUCAUCGCAGAUAUUAUUUCAUUUUCCUUUUCACCUGUUGAGUUAAGAAAAAAACUUAAUUUAUUAUUUUCAUCACCAGUAAUUACAGAACAAAAGCAUAAUAUUAAGCCAUUUUUAUAUGCAUUAGAUUCUUAUAAAGAUGAUAUAAUUCUUUGUCCCUAUAAAAUUCUAGAUAUUUUAUUAUUAAUCAAGCAGAAGAUGUAUUUAUUAUUGUUAGAAUCAGAAAUAUUUUCAAAUAUAGAAUAUGGAAUUUUACAGAAUGAACUUAUUCAAUUUAAAAAUAUUAAAAAUUAUAUAUUAGGAUCUUAUAAUGAAAUAAGAAAUGAUUAUAAAAAUAUUGUUUCUGUAGAGGUUGUUAUGUCUACCUUAGGAAAGUGUAGUUUCAAAAAUGAUAAGAUAGAAGAUAUAUGCUUUAUAGGUUCAGAUGGUAAAAUGUAUAAAUAUGAAUAUUAUAAAAUUAGACAAAAAAAAACAAAUAUGAGUUUUUUAUACAAUUUAAUAAAAAAGAGACUUAGUGAAAAGCAUGAAUUAAAAAUUAGAAAUGUAGAGUUAUCACUGUUUAAAGAUUCACAGUUAAAAAAUGAUAUUUUUGUUAAUUUAGUAGAAUAUACUUAUAUUGAUUUUGAUUUUAUUUAUGAUGAAUAUAGAAUGAGUAACAAUCUACCACAUGCUUUUUGUGAUUACAUGUCAGAAAUAGAAAUUUACAAACAUGAACAUACAUUUAAAACAGAAGAAUUAGAUACUAAUAUAAAUAAAACAGGAGAAGUGGAUAUUGAUAUUAAAGAUAAAACAGAAGAGGUAGAUAUUAAUUUAAAAGAUAAAUAUAAGUAUACUGCUAAUAGUAUAAUACUUAAUAUUGAUAAAGAAGAAAUUAUUGAUGUAUUAAAUCCAAAUAUAAAUAAUGUUGAAUUAGAAAAGUUUUUGAAUAAUUCUAGAGAAUAUUUUAAAAUACAAAAUAACACUUAUAAGAUUUGUGAUUUUGUACCUAAAUUAUCUUCUAAAGAUAAACUAAGGACUUUUAUAAAUAUUUUAAAAAAUAACAUGAAAGAGGAUAUUUUGACAAACUAUUUUAAAUCUAAUUUUGAAAGUCCUUAUAAAUAUCUACUAUUUAAGAAUAAUAUGCUUUCUACUUAUUCUAUUCAUUUUGCAAUUUCUUAUAUUUUGUAUACAAUACAUUUAAAACCAGAUAAUUUAAUGAUUUAUAUCGAUAAAGGAACAUAUUUUAAAAAAAAGAUAUUUAAUGUUGAUUUUAUGAAUGAGAAUAGUAAUUUUAAAAAUUAUAUUUCUCCUAAUAUGCAAUGCUUAUUUGGAAAGGAAGGAAUAGAAGGUCCUUUUUUGUCUAUUUUUUAUCAUUCUGCAAAAGAUAUGGAAGAGUUUAUUGAAGAUGCAUUUAAAGUAUUUAAAAAUGACGAAGUUGUUAUAAAAAAAGUAAAAGAAAGAAUCCAAAAUUUACAGAAUCCGGAUAAUAUUAUUAAAUUAAUUAAUGAAUUUACUGAUCUAGAAAAUAUGUCUAAAAUUGGUGUGGAAGAAUUUGCAUGGUUAUGA
Messenger RNA from Vairimorpha ceranae, 10182 nucleotides. RefSeq names its product atypical pikk trrap protein kinase. Gene Ontology annotation, molecular function: protein binding. The transcript has a single exon. The record is from RefSeq and is a predicted model, not a curated record. The coding region runs from base 1 to 10182 and encodes 3393 amino acids. Lineage: Eukaryota; Fungi; Microsporidia; Nosematidae.